This is a messenger RNA of Lodderomyces pseudojiufengensis, 1293 nucleotides long. It is a transcript of the gene TYR1, whose product is annotated as prephenate dehydrogenase (NADP(+)). Gene Ontology annotation, molecular function: NAD+ binding; NADP binding; prephenate dehydrogenase (NADP+) activity. The record is from RefSeq and is a predicted model, not a curated record. The transcript has a single exon. Bases 1 to 1293 code for a protein of 430 amino acids. Gene Ontology annotation, biological process: L-tyrosine biosynthetic process. Lineage: Eukaryota; Fungi; Ascomycota; Pichiomycetes; Serinales; Debaryomycetaceae.
AUGACGAAAAUUGGAAUUAUUGGACUAGGUGAUAUGGGUCUUCUUUAUGCAAGAAGAUUCAGUGAAGCCGGGUGGUCAGUAAUUGGAUGUGAUCGUGAAGAGAAUUAUGAACCACUACUAGACAAAUAUCAAAAUGAAAAAUUCGAGAUCAGAAAAAAUGGUCAUUUGGUAUCAAGAGAAGCAGACUAUAUAAUUUACAGUGUUGAAGCUGAAAAUAUAGAUAGAAUUGUUUCCAUCUACGGUCCAUCCACUAAGUAUGGUGCAAUAGUUGGUGGUCAAACAUCUUGUAAAGCUCCAGAAAUUGCUGCUUUUGAAAAAUAUUUACCAGAAGAUACGGAAAUAGUAUCUAUACAUUCAUUACAUGGACCGAAAGUCAAUACGACAGGUCAACCCUUGGUUCUAAUACCGCAUAGAUCAUCCGAAAAGUCAUUAGAGCUAGUCAAAGGUAUAGUAGCAUGCUUGAAAUCAAAAAUGGUCAUCUUAACAGCUAAAGAGCAUGAUAGAAUAACAGCGGAUACACAAGCAGUGACCCACGCUGCAUUUUUAUCAAUGGGAGUGGCAUGGAAAUCAAUGUUUCAAUAUCCUUGGGAAACUCCAAAAUGGAUUGGAGGUAUUGAAAAUGCUAAAAUAAAUAUAUCAUUACGAAUAUUUUCAAAUAAAUGGCAUGUAUAUGCAGGAUUAGCUAUAACAAAUCCUUCAGCUCAUGAGCAAGUAUUACAAUAUUCAAAAUCCACGACAGAAAUAUUUACGUUAAUGAUUCAGGGAAAAAAGCAAGAAUUGAAUGAUCGAAUGCAAAAAGUUAAAAGAUUUGUCUUCAAGCAUAUAAAUAAUCAUAAUUUACUAUUAGAUGAUAACAUCUUGGAGAAAUUUUCAUUGAGUAAAACACCACCAGAAGGAAAACAGCCCAAUUCACAUUUAUCGCUUUUGGCUAUAGCUGAUAGUUGGUAUAAUCUUGGAAUAGUACCAUAUGAUCACAUAAUAUGUUCCACUCCAUUAUUCAGAAUCUUUUUAGGAGUGACUGAAUACGUAUUUUGUACUACUGGUUUAUUGGAGGAAAGUAUAAAUGUUGCUGCAACAGACACAAGUUUUAGACAAGAUGACUUACAUUUUACGUUAGCUGCUGAAUCAUGGGCUAAAAUUAUAAAAUUUGGAAAUUUUAAUUUAUAUAAAGAUGAAUUUGAAAAGACUCAAGCUUUUUUUCAACCGAUGUUUCAAGAAGCUAAUGCUAUAGGUAAUGAAAUGAUAAAAACAAUAUUAGAAAGAGUAAAAGAAAGGGAAAAUAAUAAUACUUAA